CACUUCAAUCCAAUUCAAACAAACUACUCAAUACUCUUUCAAUAACCAAUACUUUCUCACUCAUUCAAAAUGGAGACUGUCAAGAACGCCGCCAACUACGUCGCUGAGACUGUCCAGGGAACUGGUGCUACCGCUUCCAAGGAGGCCAACAAGAACGUCGCUAAGGACAACGAUGCCAGCCUCGGCACCCGUGCCUCCGCUGCCAAGGACGCCGUCGGUGACAAGUUCGAUGAGUCCAAGCACGACACCAAGGCCGAUGUCCACAAGGAGGCCGCUAAGCACUAAAUCAAUCAAUGUUUGAUACGAAUGUCGAUACCUGUUAGGAUAUUUGCUUUGUUCUAGCUAUGACGAUGUCCAUGAUGAUGUCUA
Messenger RNA from Penicillium pulvis, 369 nucleotides. RefSeq names its product glucose-repressible protein. The record is from RefSeq and is a predicted model, not a curated record. Lineage: Eukaryota; Fungi; Ascomycota; Eurotiomycetes; Eurotiales; Aspergillaceae. The transcript is spliced from 3 exons. Bases 70 to 285 code for a protein of 71 amino acids.